AUGAAAAGUUCUUUCAAGCAACAACUUCAAAUAUUCAGUUUAGUGCUGGUCUUAAUGGCCUUAUCUAGCGGGAAUGGAUCUAUUAUUAGAUAGAAACUAGACCAGGUAAACAGUGUGAACUACGAUUACUCUUGUAUUGCAGCGCAAGAAGAGCAAUGCUUGCAGAAUGAUAUUGGUAUAAUGGGGGGUAAAGUUGUACUUGUAAACUUAGACGAUAGAUGCCAACUGAACAAAUUCGUAAGAGAGGGAAUCUUUAUUUAAACUGGAGACUAUAUCAUAGUAACAGGUAGACAAAGACCCUUAGCAGGCUAAUUUUGGGCUGAGCCAUGUUCUUGCUAUCAUGGAUUUGAUUCAAGUAUCGUCUUAAAGACCUAGGACUUCGAGGAUUGUGUGAUUGGAUUGCCUUGCUAUAACUAAGCAUUCUUUAUUCUCUAAGGUAUGAACAGUGGAUUCACAACCUUCAAACUAUCAUUUUCAUGGGGAGGAGAUUCUGUAAGAGAAGUUGAUUUGCCAAUCUAUGUCAAUCAGUAGCCUACUCUAGCAGCCAUUCAGCCAAGAUUUACUUGCGAUUCAAAGGAUGAAGUCUCUACACCUAGUCAGGAUCAUACUUAUUGA
This is a messenger RNA of Stylonychia lemnae, 615 nucleotides long. The record is from the annotation of a GenBank genome assembly. Lineage: Eukaryota; Ciliophora; Spirotrichea; Sporadotrichida; Oxytrichidae.